Anguilla anguilla (European eel) is the source of this 3696-nucleotide messenger RNA. RefSeq names its product ecto-NOX disulfide-thiol exchanger 2 (gene enox2). Lineage: Eukaryota; Metazoa; Chordata; Actinopteri; Anguilliformes; Anguillidae. The transcript has 15 exons. The record is from RefSeq and is a predicted model, not a curated record. Gene Ontology annotation, biological process: ultradian rhythm. Gene Ontology annotation, molecular function: RNA binding; protein-disulfide reductase activity. The coding region runs from base 506 to 2551 and encodes 681 amino acids. Gene Ontology annotation, cellular component: plasma membrane; external side of plasma membrane.
ACAGAUCAACAUCGUGCUUAUUACGGGGUAAGCAUCCGAUCCUCCUUGUUCCUUUCUCUGCCCCGUUCGCUUGCCUCUCUCGCCUGAGUUUUCCCCUCGGAGAACCAGCAGGAUUAAGCAGUCCGUCAACGGUUACGGUUACUGACAUAUGCCAAAGCAAAUCGCAGAAUCCAGUUCCACUCCACUCGCCUUCUCGCUGCCCCCUGGUCGCGUCGGCUGACUGCCUUUUGUGUGCUUGACUGUGUGUGUACAUGCAUUUGGGCAUGCAUGUGGUUUGUGUGUGCGCACGCUGGUAGUAGCUGAAAAGGAUCCUCCUCCGCCCCGUCCUGGUUACUGUAGCUCAGAUUGCCGAGGCGAACGGACGAGAGCACCAACUCCAGCCCUCUCGCAGUCCCGGGGAUUCGUUUUUUUUCGACACGUCUUCAGCGGAUCGCGUUACAUUUACAUUACUGGGGGAUUUAAGCCGCGAGGAGUUUAUCAUUCUUUGGCGCGAGCUCCGUGGACAAUGUUUCUCGUUCAGUACACAGGACUGAACCCGCUGUCUUUCGACCCGGCCUCCAACAACGAGCCCCUGCAGUUCACCAGCACCAACGGGCCGCUGGUGGCGGACUGCCCCCUGGAGAACGGGGCGGAGAACAGCAAGAAGAGGAAGAGGCCCAACCUGCCCCCAGAGGGCAUCCGGAGCAUGGCCAUGGACUCCAGCCCCAUGGGGAUGCCCAUGUCUGACCCAAACGCCUGGGCCACCGCCAUGAACAACCUGGGGAUGGCGCCGAUGGGUAUGACCGGACAGCCGCUCUUGCCAGAUUUUGACCCCGGCCUCGGCCUGAUGACCGGCAUCGCCCCCAUGAACCCCAUGAUGCCCGGCCUGGGCAUCGUGCCCCCGCCCAUCUCGCAAGACAUGCCCAUCGUCAAGGAGAUCAUCCACUGCAAGAGCUGCACCCUGUUUCCUCCUAACCCUAACCUGCCCCCGCCUGCCACGCGGGAGAGGCCCCCGGGCUGCAAGACGGUGUUCGUGGGGGGUCUGCCGGAGAACGCCACGGAGCAGCUGAUCGUGGAGGUGUUCGAGCAGUGCGGCGAGAUCAUCGCCAUCCGCAAGAGCAAGAAGAACUUCUGCCACAUCCGCUUCGCCGAGGAGUUCACGGUCGACAAGGCCCUCUUCCUGUCCGGGUACCGGAUCAGGCUGGGCUCCAGCACGGACAAGAAGGACACGGGGCGGCUGCACGUGGACUUCGCGCAGGCGCGGGACGACCUGUACGAGUGGGAGUGCCGGCAGCGCAUGCUGGCGCGAGAGGAGCGCCACCGGAGGCGGAUCGAGGAGGACAGGCUCCGCCCCCCGUCCCCGCCCCCCAUCGUCCACUACUCCGAGCACGAGAGCAGCCAGCUGGGAGAGAAGCUCAAAGACGAUUCCAAGUUCGCGGAGGCGGUCCGCGUCCUGCUCACCUGGGUGGACCGGGGGGAGGUGAACCGCCGCAACGCCAACAACUUCUACUCCAUGAUCCAGUCGUCCAACAGCCACAUCCGCCGGCUGAUGAACGAGAAGGCCGCGCACGAGAAGGAGAUGGAGGAGGCCAAGGAGAAGUUCAAGAACGCCCUGGCGGGGAUCCUCGUGCAAUUUGAACAGAUUGUGAGUGUAUUCCACGCAUCCUCCAAACAAAAGGCGUGGGACCAUUUCUCCAAAGCCCAGCGCAAGAACCUGGACAUGUGGCGUAAGCAAGCGGAGGAAAUCCGCAACAUCCACAACGAGGAGCUGAUGGGCAUCCGGCGGGAGGAGGAGAUGGAGAUGUCGGACGACGACAUGGAGGACGUCCCGGAGAGCAGCAAAGACUCCGACGACUCGGGCCCGGCUGCGCAGGCGGAGUCGUUGCGUGAGGAGAACGACAGCCUGCGCUGCCAGCUGGACGCGUACAGGAACGAGGUGGAGCUGCUGAAGCAGGAGCAGGGCAAGGCGCAGCCGCAGCGCAGCGAGGAGGAAGCCACGCGCCAGCAGCAGCUCAGCUUCCUGCAGCAGGCCCUGCAGGGCAUGCAGAAGCAACUGCUGAAGAUGCGGGAGGAGCUUAAGCAGAGGGAGGCGGAGCUUGAGAAGACCGGCGAGGAGAAGGUGCAACUCGAGAGCCAAGUGCAGAGCCUGAAGGAGCGAGCGCUGGCCUUCCCCCACACAACGCCCUCUCCUCUGGAGACGUCGGAGCAGGAUGACAGAGGGAGUGAGGAGAGUGCUAAUCAAGCCAACGAAGCGGCUGCGUCGGCGGUGGUGUCCUGCAGCCAGGAGAAAGAGAACGUUCCGGAAAAGGGCCCCCCCAGCCCGGUCAAGUCGGAAAGAGAGGCCCUGCUCGUCGGAAUCAUCUCCACCUUUCUCCACGUCCACCCGUUCGGCGCCAGCAUCGAGUACAUCUGCUCCUACUUACAGCGCCUGGACACCAAGAUCAGCACGUCCGAGGUGGAGGCGCUCCUGGGCCGGCUGCCCUGCACCUUCCGGCAGGAGCUGACGGGCGUGGGCGCCAGCCUGGAGAAGAGGUGGAAGUUCUGCGGCUUCGACGGCAUCAAGACCACCUAAGGGCGGCCGCGACGGAGGGGCCAGGAACCUGGAGGGGAGGGGGAGGAGGGGGGGGAGAGAGGGGGAGGGACAACAGGCAGGGCUGCUCCGCCCAUACCCUGAGCCCGAAUGUGUCGGUGCUACGGGACGGCGCGGGGGGCGCACGGACAGGGGCGGGACCGUUACCCAGAGACACACUGGCUGUCCGUCCGUCUGUCCGUCCGGCUGCAGCCUGAGCCGGACCACCUGGGCCAGCUCAGAAAAUCAGGGUCUGCUCGAGGCUUCGUUCUGCCAACCGACCUUUCUUUCUCCCACACUCGUUUCUUUUCCUUAUGUAAAUAAGUAUAUAAAUAACAUAUGAAUAUAUUUCUUCACUAUCUGUACAGGAUGUCAACUGUCCCGUAAAAGGUUUUUUUUUUUGCUUUUGUUUAUAUAUGUAUACAUACAAUCCAUGUAUAAAUAAUAAAAAAAAGACUUUACUUUGUAAAGAAAAGCCAAGUGAUGAUAAGAGAGAAGGAAGGUCUUGUUUUGUUUUAAAGUUGUGGAAAGGCUGUUGAGGGGAGUGAUAAAAUGGAAUGAUGGGAAAGGUUGCUCUGGCACCAGCGCUGCGAUAAAUCGCUUCUUUCCCCUGAGCUGCCUGCACAGGAGAGGGAGGCCCUGAGCCAGCCAGAGGAGCUCCAGCAUCGCUCCUCCAAGCACAGUGCCCAGUACCCCCCCGGCUUCGGCCCCGCCCCCAGGCCCCACCCCUUGGUCUUGGGCCCCGCCCCCUCCCCCCCUCCGGCCUCACCCGCCCAGAGACACAGCACCAGGAGGGGCCAGGACCAUUACCCAAUACUGCACGCCAGCGCCACGGCGACUCCGCUAGCCUUCACCGGCGAGGGAGAGAGGGGAAAAGAAGACGAGCGGUGGAUCACGUCCGUACCCAGGAGGCCUCCCGCCACCUCGCCUCUCCCAGGGAAAAAAUGUGCGUUUAGUCAUCUCUGAAGGCCUUUUCUGUCCGUGCUUUUCCAUUAUGUUUUUUUCCCCAUUAAUAUCACUUAGUCAUUUUCAAACACGGAAAAGGCCGUCUGUGUGUGUUUCUCCCGGAGGGACGGGGGUGUGAGAGUCACGUGUCCUGGCGUGGCGCUCCGAAGCCGGCGCUGCCGCGGGAACGGCGCUGUUUGGCG